This is a messenger RNA of Meriones unguiculatus (Mongolian gerbil), 2517 nucleotides long. RefSeq names its product HESX homeobox 1 (gene Hesx1). The record is from RefSeq and is a predicted model, not a curated record. NCBI's taxonomy places the organism in Eukaryota, Metazoa, Chordata, Mammalia, Rodentia, Muridae. Gene Ontology annotation, biological process: forebrain development; regulation of transcription by RNA polymerase II; pituitary gland development. The transcript is spliced from 6 exons. Gene Ontology annotation, molecular function: RNA polymerase II cis-regulatory region sequence-specific DNA binding; DNA-binding transcription repressor activity, RNA polymerase II-specific. Gene Ontology annotation, cellular component: nucleus. The coding region runs from base 1749 to 2288 and encodes 179 amino acids.
GGCCGCCGCACGGGAAAUCCCGCCCCCCGGGCCCCUCCGGCACAGCCAUUGGUUCGCUGCGACGCCCGUCAACGCCACGGGGGCUGACCCGGAGAUUCCACCUCCACGGUCGGGCGCGCGUACUGGGGCGUGCAGGGGACUGUCCACGCUGGUGCGCGGCUAACCUGAGGCUGCCGUGAAGACCGCUCGUGGGGACUUGAGGCGGUUUCACUUCUGCAGCAGAUUUCCUCAGCAGCCUUAGAAAAAUCCCCCUUGCUGGCGCCACAGCCUUCCCAACCCUGCCCGAAGUUUUCAGUCUUGACUCCUGCAAAGUGAUGCCAACUCACAAAUCGUUGGAAUCCGAAAUCGUGUCAUUAACGGGUUUUAAGGUUAGUUUGUAGGUAGUAGACCUCCAAACCGUUUUUUUCCUGGACACCUACGUAUCAGGACUCACUUAAAAACCUUUGAUUUUGUUGACAAAUCAUUAGUUCUUACCUGAGGUUUGACAUUGCUGAAAUUGCAACCACCGUAUAUAUCACAAAGAAAAACGUCUUUUAAAAAUAAGAAAGAUACAGUUCCUGGGGUGAACAUACAUACCUCCGUCAGUAAAGUGCUUCUCCCGCACACUAUUUGGCAUUUCUGUUUCACUAAAAAGUGUUGGAAGAGAGUGAAAUAGCUUCUUCGGUCUCCUUGACUAUAGAGCAAAGCUCACAAGGUUGGAGAUUCGACAUGUAAGGGCUAGAACGCUGUUCUUUUUAUCGCUUCAGCCUUGCUGAACCGUUUCUCCACCUUAACAUUGCAUACUUUACUUCUCUGUAGUGUUGUGCAAAGAGUUUAUCAGUACCCACCAAAAAAAAAUGGCAAAAUCACUAAUAUUUCCAAAAAAUCUACCCAUUAACCCACCAGUCCAUCCCACUGUCAUUCAAAAAGUAUGAUAUGCUGAGAGAAGAGUAUUAGCUUCCUGGUUCUCCAGCUACUUUGAACCAAAUCCAGACACUGUCGAGCAAAUCCAAAUAUGGUAAUGAAGAUGAAGUCACGUGUUUGAAAUUACCAGAUUUUCCCCAUGAUCUCUGGAAAGAUAAAAAUUAUGUUUCAGAAGUUUUAUGACAGACUUGUAUUAUAGUUUCACGGAAUCAUCUUUACUGUUAUGAUCCUUUUAUGAGAAUUCACCCCUUAAGUUCUCUAUCAAAAGGAGAUCGUCAGUCUUGAAGAAAGGUGGUUUGAAGCUCAUUCUUACAUUGUAUGAAAGGUUCAACUUGUAUUGUGGGUAUUUUCUUCUUUUUUACUUAGCAUGAGCACAAUGCAACUGUAAAAAGCAACACUUUCAAGUAAGGUGUGUUGAAGCAUGUCCAUAUUACCAGCAAUCAGGAGACAGGUGCAAGAAUCUUUGCAAGCUGAAUGCAAGCCUGGUCUAGAUACAGAGCUCCAGACCACACAGGACUACCUAGUGAGACUAUGCUGGAGAAAAAUGGGGAGGAGGGGAGGAGGGAAAGAAGGAAGAAGAGAAAGAAAACUUCCAAGCUGCUUGUCGGAGAGAAACCUGCAGGCAACUAAGAAUGGAUGCAGCCAGGCAGCCUUUAGAGCCAGAGCUCAGAAGGCAGAGGCCUGUGGAUCUCUGAGAGUUCAAAGCCAGCCUGGUCUACAGGGAUUUUAAUUAGUGACGUUGGAAACCCAGCCCCUAGUCAGCAAAGCUAUAAGGUGAACUGCCGGAAGAUCCCAGCUCUGUACGCGGGGCAGGAGCCCUCCAGCUCGGCACGACCCUGAAGAGGAUGUCUCCCAGCCUCCGGGGAGAUGCUGAGCUCGGGGAAAGCAAGUCCUGCUCCUUUUCAAUCGAGAGCAUUUUAGGACUGGACAAGAAAAAAGACUGUGUAACGUCUACAAGACCCCACAGACCCUGGACAGACACCUGCGGCGACUCGGAGAAAGAUGGCAACCCAUGCCUGCAUGCUCCAGAUCUUCCCAGUGAGAUCUCAUUGCCUUGUCCAUUGCCAGAAGAAAGGGCUUUGAAAUGUGAAAAUUAUUUUUCAACCUCAGAGACUCUCGCUUUGAAAAGAGAGUUGAGUUGGUACAGAGGACGAAGACCAAGAACUGCUUUCACCCAAAAUCAGGUUGAGGCAUUGGAAAGUGUCUUCAGAGUGAACUGCUAUCCUGGCAUCGACAUCAGGGAGGACCUAGCUCAAGAGCUGAAUUUAGAGGAGGACAGAAUCCAGAUUUGGUUCCAAAAUCGUCGGGCAAAGCUGAAAAGGUCCCGUAGAGAAUCACAGUUUCUAAUGGCAAAAAAGCCCUUCAACACAGAUCAUCUGAAAUAGUUAGAAAAUUAUACACGUGGGACUCUCUUCCAAUUGCAGAACACAAGACAUCCAUGGAAAUGUCACGUAUUUAAAAUGCUACCGCUUCUUUCUUGUACCUAAUCUGAAUAUUGUCAUUCUUUCUGAAAAUAUGGAAAAUGAUUAUGAUCCUAGCAUACUACAUAUUAUAUCUGGACAUUUUUAGUUAUAAUAAACCUUUUUAUAUAUUUAAUAAAAAUUUCAGAAAUGA